This is a messenger RNA of Penicillium chermesinum, 1335 nucleotides long. Its product is annotated as Zn(II)2Cys6 transcription factor domain-containing protein. NCBI's taxonomy places the organism in Eukaryota, Fungi, Ascomycota, Eurotiomycetes, Eurotiales, Aspergillaceae. Gene Ontology annotation, biological process: regulation of DNA-templated transcription. The transcript has 4 exons. The coding region runs from base 1 to 1335 and encodes 444 amino acids. The record is from RefSeq and is a predicted model, not a curated record. Gene Ontology annotation, molecular function: zinc ion binding; DNA-binding transcription factor activity, RNA polymerase II-specific.
AUGUACUUGUGUAGCCUCUGCUCGAAGCCAUUCAACCAACAGUCCUCCAGGAAUCGGCACUUGGAAUAUUGCCGCCAGGCACAAGAACGACCUCGAGUGCGAACUCCGUCGUGUCGCGCCUGUAGCGCGGCCAAGACCAAAUGUACAAGCUCACACCCAUCAUGCACCCGGUGUCUGCGCCGGGGCAUAGAAUGCGUAUACGAACAGCGACCCGGCCGGCGGCAGCUACCCAAACAAGGCGGCGCCGAUGAGCGCGUUUCCAUAGAGUCAGUCAUCAUUAAUAUAGACGAUAGCAGUACAGAGAGCCUGGCGGCCAAUCUAGACCAACUGGCGGAUGAUUUGAUUUGGGACGGACAGUCGAGUUCUACGGACUUCCUCAUGAGAGAUCCAAUCCUCGCUGUCCCCAAGAGCACGAAAGCUGUUACCCCGACGAUGACUCCCGCACCGGUGGUAGACACCACUCCUGACUUUUUCGGCUUGCAAGGCUGGGACACGGAUCCAUCGGAGCUACUCGCUGCACUCACCGCGCCAAAGGUCUCGCCCUUGGCUGAUGCAGGGUUUCUUACGCGGUUACCUAUUGACGAUCCCAUCGCACAGCGGCACGCCGCUUAUCUGAUUCAAAUACUGCGACCUUUUCCGCAAAUGAUGGCCCGAAAAGCCAGUUUUCCACCCUUCAUCCAUCAGAACUGGCACCAUGGAGAUGGGCCUAAAGCACAGAAGACAUUGCCCGAGCCGAUUGGUAACUGCAUGAGAAUCGCACAGAUGUUCGCUUCCAGGACACCGGAUACGAGAGACUUUGUAUGGAGUGCUAUUAGGACGGAACAGCGGCGACUGAUGGUCCAGUUAAUGGAGUUCACCCAGUCCGAAUCAUUCGGGCCGGAGGACUUGCUUGCCUCUAUACAAUGCUAUAUUAUUUAUAUUAUCAUGCGCGUAAUCGAUGACGCGGCAUAUCAUAGCGAGCAUGACCUCGAUAUGCUGCUAACCUUCGCAGCUAUCCUAACGAAAGUAAAUAUUAGGGUCGCAUGCAUUUGGUUCCUCAUCGGGCAAGUCGUAGUCACUAAAACGGGUAUCCCUUGCGACACGUCGGAAGAAUACCAUUGUCUUCCCCUGCAGGGUGGCCGAUCCCUAUGGGAGAGUCGAACAAAUCAAGGAUGGGAAGCGGAGUACAGCGCAACGCAGACAACUAUCCGGGGGAGACAGCUUACGUAUUUUGGGGACUUGAUGGAGGCUCAGAAGGCGAACAGUGACCCAAGCAUGAUUCAGAAGAUGGAUUCCUGGAAUGCAGAGGCUGAUACACUGGGAUUUAUGCUUACGCUAGCUACAGCAAUGGUCUAG